Gaeumannomyces tritici R3-111a-1 is the source of this 225-nucleotide messenger RNA. RefSeq lists its product as hypothetical. The transcript is spliced from 3 exons. Lineage: Eukaryota; Fungi; Ascomycota; Sordariomycetes; Magnaporthales; Magnaporthaceae. Bases 1 to 225 code for a protein of 74 amino acids. The record is from RefSeq and is a predicted model, not a curated record.
AUGCGAAGCUCCGGCCUCCCGUCGGCGUAUAGCUCGGGUUUCUUGAGGAUGUCUGGUGGGCUGGUAGGCAGGACACUGGGGGAGGCCAAGUUUGAGAGGCCCUGGCCGAGGGUAAACGAGGAAGGUAGCGCGCAGAUCAAGAUCAAGAGGGUGAAUAGUGGCAAGUGGGCCCAUGACAGGGAAGGAGAGAGCGAAAGGAUAUAUCCUGAGGUGAGAAGAGAGUGA